This is a messenger RNA of Eimeria maxima, 1140 nucleotides long. RefSeq lists its product as hypothetical. Gene Ontology annotation, molecular function: protein heterodimerization activity. NCBI's taxonomy places the organism in Eukaryota, Apicomplexa, Conoidasida, Eucoccidiorida, Eimeriidae. The record is from RefSeq and is a predicted model, not a curated record. The transcript is spliced from 3 exons. Bases 1 to 1140 code for a protein of 379 amino acids.
AUGGCAAUAGGAACAGCCACAGCAACAACACCUACAGCAGCAGCAACACCAACAGCAGCAGCAACACCAACAGCAGCAGCAACUCCAACAGCAGCAGCCACAGAUGCAGCAGCAGCAGCAGCAGCAGCACCAAAGGUGUCUGUGGUUACAACUGAAGGUCUUGAGCGGUUGCUCAAGCGUCUACACCCAAAUGCGUCUGCAUCUCCGCAGUGUCUGGAGGUGUUAGCCGAAAUGGCAGAAGAAUAUGCCGAGCAAUGCGGUCGGCUGUUGGCUCGAUUGGCUCGUCGUUGGGGUUUAACAACAAUUACAGCUAGAGAUGCUAAGGCAUUUAUUGAUCGAAUGAAUGGUUCCCCUGGUUGGAAGUCUAUGGAAGGCGCAUCAGCAGCAGCAGCAGCAGGAGCAGCACCCAAGGGCAUUCUUGCUGCAGCAAGGCAGCAGAGGCAGCUACUUGCUGCAUAUGUGCGUGAAGCAGAAGCAGCAGCAGCAGCCGAGGCAGCAGCAGCAGCAGCAGCAGAAUCGCCACUCAGCAGCAGCAGUAGCAGCAGCAGCAGCAGCAGCGGCAGCAGCAGCAGCAUUAGUCCUCAGACAGAUGGCUCUUCAAAGACAGCAAGAGUAACGCCUGCUACUCCUGCAUCCCCCCUCCACAGCAGCAGCAGCAGCAGCAGCAGCAGCACAGAGCAGACGCCACCAAGGCCACGGGUCCGUUUCUCACAGGAUAAAGCUGCUGUUGCAGCAGCUACUGCAGAGGUAGCAGCAACAGCAGCAGCAGUUACAGCAGCUGCUGCUGCAACACCACCACCAGCAUUACCAGCAGCAGCAGCAACAGCAGCAACAGCAGCAGCAGCAGCAGCAGCAGCAGCACGACCAGGAGGCAUUGGUUCCCCUCCGUCGCAGCAAACACCAUUUCACACACCUCAGCCGCAACCCGACUUGGCAGCAACUGCAGCAGCACCUGCAGCAGCAACAGCAGCAGCACCUGUAGCAGCAGCAACAGCAACUGCAGCAGCAGCAGCAGCAGCAGCAGCAGCAGGCAGCUUAGCUACUCCUAUAAAGGCGAGUCCUCCCCCUCAAGAAGGAAAAGGAGAAAGGCAUACAACAUUCAAAAUAAACCCCCAGCUAGCCAACCAACUGCCCAGCUAG